UAAGAAAGUAAGAGAGAAAAAAUUAAACUGAAAAUCCAACUCGUAAUGUGCGUGUGAAGUGUCAAAGAUAACGUUAUUGACGCCUCCCACAUUUGUGCCUACUGAUCCAGUACGCAACAAACUAUCCAGUAUAUAAGAGACCAACUUGUGAAAACCUCCACUCAGGCCGCCUUCCUUGAAGGAUCAAUACGCGUGAUAAACGCAUUCACGUAUAAAACUCUCACAUAAUCAUAAACACACACCUACACAAAAACGUAUACGUAUCUGUAUCUAUAUACAAUCAUAUACAUAAAUAUAUAGAUAUAGAUAUAUAGAUAUAUAUAGAUAGAAUAUUUUCUAUCCCAGAAACACAGAAACUCUUAAAUAAGAAGGAAUAAAAUAAAAAUACACAGCAGACAUCAUGAGUGCUGAGUUUAGCCACGGUCUUUUCGGUUGUUUCGACAACUUGGGAAUAUGCAUCGUUACAUAUUUUGUUCCAUGUUACACAGCAGGAAAAAAUGCUGAAGCUACUGGAAAAUCUUGCGUUCUUUAUGGUCUUUUUUACACUUGCUUUCCUUGCAUUGAAGGUGGAAUGACUAGGACAGCCAUUAGGGAGCAAAAAGGAAUUGCCGGUUCAUUGAUCGGUGAUAUAUUUCUACAUCUUUGCUGUUCCCUGUGUGCUCUUUCUCAGGAAGCUAUGGAAGUUACACCACAGGCCAUGGUUCGAGAGUAGAUGUUUCACUCCAUUUCUAAGCAAGCGGCUGAAGAUAGAUCCAGAAAUUUGUUACUGCCGAUAUCCUCAGGGUUGCAUAAUGGUGUCUUGAUCAUGAAAAAAAAAAAAAAAACCUCAGUAAUCAUAACAUUAAUAAAUUCUUUGUCGUAAAAAUAUAUUUUUAAGAAAGUUAAACAUAAAUUUCAUUAAACUUUAAUACGU
This is a messenger RNA of Octopus sinensis (East Asian common octopus), 913 nucleotides long. RefSeq names its product cell number regulator 7. NCBI's taxonomy places the organism in Eukaryota, Metazoa, Mollusca, Cephalopoda, Octopoda, Octopodidae. The record is from RefSeq and is a predicted model, not a curated record. The transcript has 3 exons. Bases 401 to 712 code for a protein of 103 amino acids.